CGGCGGGCUUAUCGUUAUCGCGAUUGAGUGACUAAGCAGCAAAACUUCGCCCGCACAGGACCCCCCCUGUCCUUCGUGGGUGAGGCUAUUGUCGAGCUCGGUUGCGGGAGAGAAAGGGCCGUGACAAAAGAAAACGGGUUCCCGUCAAUUGACGCCGCCGGAAGCACCACGGCGCUAUCCCCCGACAAGCGCCAACGACCGACACAGACACGGGGCGACCUGCCCACCCACCAGCCCAACUCCCCCUCCCGAUGAGGAUAGUACCGCUGCAGCAGGCCCUGAGGGCGACGGUGGCCCCGGGCUGCCUGGCGGCGGCGGCCGGCUUCACAUUCGCCAGGGCGCAGAGGAGGCCGGAGCUGCUGGCCAGCAGCAGCGCCGCGGCGGCACCUCUGGGCGUCGGCCAGGCGGGCAAGCUCGUCGAGGGUCGGCGUAACGCGGCCGUCAAGUCGCAGGGCGCGUACAGGAUCCCCAACAAGAAGACGAUCGCGAAGAAGAUGGGCGCCAAGAGGAGCGGUGACCAGUUCGUGAUCCCGGGCAACAUCAUCUACAAGCAGCGCGGCACCAUCUGGCACCCGGGCGAGAAUACCAUCAUGGGGCGGGACCACACCAUCCACGCCGCCGUGACGGGCUACGUAAAGUACUACAGCGACCCGGCCCGCCAUCCGACCCGCCAGUUCAUCGGCGUCGCCUUUGGGCGCGACGACACCCUCCCCUACCCGGCCCACGGCGUGCGCCGCCGCCGCCUCGGCAUGGUGGCCGUGGCGCGCCGCGAGCCGAGGCAGAUACCCGAGCUCAGCCCCAGCGGCUUGCCGACGCGCAUCGUGCGCAAGGAGGGCAAGGCGCCCCGCACCGUCGUCGACGACAACGGCAACGUGACGGCGCGCAAGAGGUUCAAGAAGGCGCGCGCGCGCGUGCUGCACGAGAUCGCCAUCCGCCGCGACAACCGCGUGCUGCUGCUGCAGAAGGACUACUCGUACCGCGAGUCCAACGCCGCCAUCGGCAGGCUGAUGGGCCGCCACAAGGGCAAGACCCCCGGCACGGUCCGGGUCGGGUCCGUAAAGGGCGCGUACCGCGCCCGCCGCAGGGAAAAGGCCGAGGAGACGCGCCUGCUUAGGGAGGCGCGCGAGCAGGAGGCGGCCGUGCGCAAGAAGGAGGCCGACAAGGCGGCGGCCAAGAAGGCCGCCACGGCAAAGAAGGCUGCCGACGCUGCGGCCAAGGCAAAGGCCAAGGCGGACGCGGCCAAGGCGAAGGAGGCGGCCGCUCCCAAGGUUCAGGCAUGAUGGGGAGGGUCGAGGCUGGGUGGUGGUGGUGGUGGUGGGAGGCGGCUUGUGUUGGCUGACCUCGGGCUGUAGAUAUCUCGUCACGUCUUUGGCUAGGUAGGCACCUGUACCUGAGGGGGUUAUAGGGAGGUGACCUAGGCAAAAUGUACAGCUACUUCAUUGGCGUAUAAUGAAAUUUGCCGCGUCUCUACAGCUGUCUUGAUUAUGCCGGCAAGAUGUGCGAAGAGCUGGGUUU
Gaeumannomyces tritici R3-111a-1 is the source of this 1515-nucleotide messenger RNA. RefSeq lists its product as hypothetical. Gene Ontology annotation, biological process: translation. The transcript is spliced from 2 exons. Lineage: Eukaryota; Fungi; Ascomycota; Sordariomycetes; Magnaporthales; Magnaporthaceae. Gene Ontology annotation, molecular function: structural constituent of ribosome. Gene Ontology annotation, cellular component: ribosome; mitochondrial large ribosomal subunit. The record is from RefSeq and is a predicted model, not a curated record. Bases 252 to 1280 code for a protein of 342 amino acids.